This is a messenger RNA of Marasmius oreades (fairy-ring Marasmius), 687 nucleotides long. RefSeq lists its product as uncharacterized. Gene Ontology annotation, biological process: DNA replication; leading strand elongation; DNA replication proofreading. Lineage: Eukaryota; Fungi; Basidiomycota; Agaricomycetes; Agaricales; Marasmiaceae. Gene Ontology annotation, cellular component: epsilon DNA polymerase complex. The transcript has 3 exons. Gene Ontology annotation, molecular function: DNA binding; single-stranded DNA 3'-5' DNA exonuclease activity; DNA-directed DNA polymerase activity. The coding region runs from base 1 to 687 and encodes 228 amino acids. The record is from RefSeq and is a predicted model, not a curated record.
AUGCCAAAUAAACACGAGGAAGAGCAUGGCAAUUUCUAUGAUGACCAUCUCUUGGCCUCGGAAACGUACGUGGGAGGACAUGUUGAAGCCCUGGAAGCUGGUGUCUUCAGGAGCGAUAUUUCUACGGACUUCAAGAUAACUCCGUCAGCGGUCGAGAAGUUGAUCGGUGACUUGGAUGCCACAUUGACCUUCUGUAUCGUCGAAGAGUCCAAAGCGUCUUUGGACGACGUCACCAACUACGACCAAGUCAAGUCGGAUAUCCAGUCUGCUCUUGAGACACUACGCGACAACCCGAAACGAACAGACAGCCCGCUUAUUUAUCAUCUUGAUUUCGCUGCUAUUCUGAGAGGAGAAUUCUUCCCAGCUCAUCGUGGCGAGUAUAACAUGAUUCGACAUGCUCUGAAUCAAGAGUCCUUCCCGCAGAAACGACCUGGUGGUCCAGAACGACGAUAUACCGACCUCACACCUACUGAACAGGCGGCGUUGAUGCACAAACGACUGGGUGACUAUUCUCGUAAGGUUUACAAAAAAGACGAAAGGCACAAAAGUGGAGAGGAGUGCCAACGGGAGAAUCCCUUCUAUGUCGAUACUGUGCGCCGUUUUCGUGACCGCAGAUACGAGUACAAGGGCCUACUCAAGACUUGGAAGAAAACUUGGAUAAUGUGGUCAGCGAAGGUCGCUCAAUAG